AGACAGACAGACAGACAGUGUGUGAGAUAGACAGACGAGGUGGGGCUCAGGGGAACCAUUCUGUACAGGAGGGUUAGCUUCUUAUCCAGCACACACACUUCUACAUUGUUAAUCAACCAAAUCACCAAAAACAGCUUUUCUUCUGUCUUGUUGUCUUCACACUACUUUGAGGGUGCUGACUUUCACAUGUUGACCGACCGGAAAAUGACUGUCUUUUGAUGUUGACCAGUCUGCAACAGAAGUCUUGAGGAUGAUUUGAAGCCAUCACGCAGGCUAUAGCUACGUUAUGACUGAAUUAGAAGCCUCAGGGGUGGAGGAACAUCCCCUACCCUACAUGAUCUUUGUGGUGGUCUUCCUCUUCUUCCUCACCGGACUGCUGGGCUUCCUCAUCUGCCACCUGCUGAAGAAGCAGGGCUACCGCUGCCGCACCGGAGACAUGGACGACCCAGACGAGGAGGCGGAGGAGGAGAAGAAGCUUGGAGGAAAUGCAGACGAUGAAGACGAGGAGAACCAGGACACAGUGGAGCAGAUCCUCAAAUGCAUUAUUGAAAAUGAAGCUAACAUGGAAGCCUUCAAUGAGAUGUUUGGGAACCAAAAUGUAUGUGUGCGCCAUGACCCCAGGCUGCGUAAGGAGUCCAUUGGUGGUGUUCCUCCCCAUCACCAUACAGUCCACUCAGGCACCGACCACAACUCCUGCCACCUCUGUGCCCAGGUCCGGUCUAAAAAGGGCCGACGACAAAGCCGAACCCCCCGCUCUAAACAACGACCUGGAGAGCAGACUGUCUUCUCUGUUGGCAGGUUCCGGGUGACACACACUGAUAAGAAGCUCCAUGGAGGUCCCAAUCCAUUGGUCAUUUCAGGGGACCAGCUGGACCAGUCCCAGGACAGCGACGAUCGGAAGGAAGGCGGGUACAAUCUAAGAAGCAUGUUCAAGGAUGUCCGACCGCCGUUAGAGGGCUCCAAUGGGGUCGCUCCGAAUGUGGGAAAACGUAGGAAGAGCCUUGGCAUAUUCGGGCUGAGGCGGAGCAGCGACCCCGUUGGCAUUAAAGUAAGAGAGGGGACAGGCACAGAGAGCGGAGGUGUUAGAUUCACUAUUCAACAGCAACCUGUAGUGCUUGAGGAAGUGUUGCAGGCAGAGAACAUUGAAAUCACCCCUGAACGUGGUACGAAACCUGGUAUCAAACCUGAAACCGAACCCUCUAAGAGUCAAACGCUUGCUUCACCUCAAUGUGAGGCUAAGACUUCAGGUUCUGUUAAUUCUCCCUCGACCCAAAGUAAGGAUCGGGCCCAGGGCUCUACGUCUGCUCCUGAGAAGGGCUAUAAACAUGAGCCCAGUCCUGAACCUCGUACCAACCUUCUGGUCACACGGUCUGUUGGGACCACAGCAGCCCCUGCCCCCAGCUCUCUUCACAUUCCAUCUCCUGCUUUUAAGACAACAGAGAAACAAGGAGAUGUUGGUGGGAAGGUGUUAAAAAAGGAGGAGGCAUUUGAUCCUGGGCCGCUACAGACCUCUACACCUAUUGCCCCCAUGCCUGGAUCCAGUCCAGGUUUCACUCUUGGCAUUACUUGUCAACCUGAUCCCUGUUCUAGCACAGGUUUUCCAGUUACCCGAACUCCCCCUGACCCAAGCUCCAGUCCAGAUCUGGAAUCAGGUUGUGGUGCUAGCCUUGCUUUAAUAAGCUUAGGCUCAUCCCCUCCAUCUUCAGUCUCUUUGUUACAAACUCCUAUCUCACCCGUGCCGGUCACACCGAGCCCCAAAAUUAGCUCAAGACAUAAGCCAUCAGAGGCUGCCCUCACUCCAAGCCCCAAACUCCCAUCGGGCCGAGCCAUGUCUAGCCAAUCCCCUAUUCCAUCUUCAUCCGUUGGAAAAAGUGCUAGUCCAUUACAAGCCCGAACUCCCUCACCUGCUUUUACUGCUAGCCCCAAACUUGACACCAUGCCAGUAUCACCACAAACCCCCUCUACUUCUCCAGCAGACCAAAACCCAUCCUUCGGAAGUUCACCUCGUCCGACUUUGAUGUCAGAAAUUGAGACAUCUAUAACAUCUAUGGCCAAAGGGGAUAAGACUUCAAAGCCAUUCUCUCAGAAGGAACAAGAACUGGAAGGAGCCAGACUCCCAAAGACAGGAGAAAAAACAGAAAUAAUGAGGGUGGGGAUUCUCAAAACUGCUAAACCUUCACCAGUUGAGGGAGAUUCUAAAGGUCCUGCCCUUUACUCUUCCAUUGAUCAGCUUUCUAAAGACAGACUGAGCAGUUUGCCUCUGUCGCCUUCCAGUCCCCUGUCCCCCUCCUCACCUAUAGGGAGCAGAAUAAGUAGUGUGGCCAUCGUCAAAGCCAGCCCUGACAGCAAGAGAGAGUUUUCCGUUGUCACUAUGGUGGAGGAGAAAGAAUCCUCUACGUCAAUAAAAGACCAGAUAGGAGCAACUUCUGAACUCCGGGUUGAAUCAGAAAAUGCGGGAAUUAGUCCAGCAGUUGGUCAGGGAGGAGAGGUUUAUGUUUCAGGCGUUGGACAACCUGAAAGUCAAAGUGGAGAGACUUCUGGAACAGAGGUUAGGCCAAGGGUGAGCCAAGAGAAGGAUGAUAUGGUGGAGAUGGAAGAUAUUAGGGACUGCAAAGUGACGCAGGUCGAAGAAGCAGAGAGGGUGGAGGAGGAGUUGGAGAAGAUGGACAACACUUGGUCAAAACAGGACUGAUGGCCGAGAGUUCAGCUCUGAUAAUCCAAAGAAAGAAGUGAAGAGCGGCACCACUCAGCGGACUAUAGGAAAUAAUACAUGUAGUAAUAAUACAAUCAAGCAAUUAUGAACACGCCUUAAAUUGAGAGCGAGACUGGACUGGCUGUUUAACUGACUUGCUGUUUGACGAAAGGAAAAUGAAACUCUUCUACUGCUAGAUUUAAAAGAUAAUAUGAUGGAUGUUGCAUGUUUUAGCCUUUUUUAACCACAAAUCACAUAUACUUUAUGUCAUUGUUGAACAUUUUGUUUUAGAUUUGUGAAGGGUUUUUCCUACUUUUAUGGACAUUUGCUUCCAUUUAUUUCUGAACAGAGUCUACAGCCAUGUUAGCGGCUCUGUGAGGCUGUACGUAGCACGACGCAUAGCUAAAUGCUAACGUCAGUAUGCUAACGUGCCCACAAUGACAAUGUUAUCCAGUAUUGGACAAAGUGGAUUUUUCAAUCCGGGCAAAAGUGAUGGACCCUCAAACUGACUGAACGUCAGACUGAUAUUGCCAUCCCUGUAGCCCCCGCCACUAGUCUGGCUAAAAAUCAAUUACUGGACUUGAUGUUAAUUGUCCUGUAUUACACAGCUCAAGAAAGUUUCAAGAUUUUCAUAUCAUAAGGAAACUAUUGAAAAACAAAUGGCUCCAACUACCGCUACUCGUCACCGGUGCUGCCAAAAGAGAACAAAACAGCGAUCUUGGAGAUUGUAACUUUAAAUCUCAUCUAAGUAUCAUUGCAGGGCAGAGUUUUCUUUUGACUAAAUUGUUUAAUAGUGACAGGCUGACCACUUGGCUGGCUGACGGAUUAGUUAACAUCUGGAUGUUUAGUUGACUUGGUAAUGGACUGAUUCGAUUUGAAUGUUUGCUGUGUGAUUCAUUUAUUGAUUUGGUAGCCAUGAUGAUUGUUUAUUGAUGUAUAAAGGUGCUAAGGUCUCUAAUCUCAUCUAUUGAUCCUGCUGAUUGUUAAUCAGAUCAACAGCACAAACACAGGGGAGCAACAGUGGCUCUAUCGGCAGCUUGGCCAGUGGAGAUUUAGUGAAUUUGCAAGUUCAUGCAGUUAUUAUUGACCCUUAUGCUAUGCUGUAGUGGCUUUUGGCAGUAGCCUGCAGUAUGUUGCCAGGUGUUCACUCCAAGUUGUCCCCUUUUUUCUCCAAAUGUGGAGUGAAGAAAUAAGGACUCCAUCCUUCACUGGCUUCCCACCAUGCAAAGAGUAACCAGUUGUUUUGAAAACAGGUCUUAUGUGAUAUUAUUCUUAGCACCAGCGGACACCCUGUUGGCAGUCACUUAUGUGACCAUAUACAGAAGUCCCACUGGUUCCCUGGUAUAUUACCACUAUAGCAGUAGAAGUACAGUAGUCACUUCUACAGGUAAAUAUGCCACUGGAUACCAGUCCCUCCAGUCAAAGAAUAGUCUUCUGGAAAUAAUAUAUAUCAAGUAAAAGAUUGGAUUUUUUUCAAGUCUUGUUAUUCCCAAUACUUCUUUCUGCUCAUGCCGUUUUGUAAUGUGUUCGACAUAAAUUGAACCAGGAAAAUGCAAAACAAUGGCAAAUGAUAGCUAUGAUAGAAAGUACAGCCAUAGACUCUGCACUCUGUACUGGUCAUCGUAAUAUCAAGCAGUACAUGCCAAUGCUUAUGAAAUAAGGUCUCAGAAUACAGAGACAUGACAGAAUACACUCUGCAGUCCUUAAAGCUGUGAAACCUAAAAUGAAUGUAUUUUAUAGUAAGAUGGAGUAUUUUAAAUUGGUCGAACUUGUAAAGCCUCUACAGCAGUCUGGUGAUAUUGUACAUUGGUGACUACAGUGGAACUCUCCAUUGAUAUGCCUUCUGUUCACCCUCAUGUGAUCACACAGUAGAACUCAACAUUAUAUGUAUCACCUGCAAUUUUUAAAACUACCACUAAUCCCAACAUUGGAGCAGCCUGGUUACAGCUGUGUGAUGCUAUACAUAAAGUAUAUAUACACCCCUUCAGUUUUACUGUGUCUCUAUACUCUCUAAAUACAAAACUACUACAAUAACAAGGCCAUAAUAUACCCUGCAGCAACCAUCUAAAGGUGUGGUCCAGAGUGCAUAUUGUGUAAAAUGGUGUCCAUUUAGACUACAUUUUAAAGGAAACUACAUUUAUUACAACCUUGGUUUAAUUUUUGUACUUUUAGUAGAACAACUGAAAUAAUCAUAACAUCUGUGAGCAGCAAUAGUAGUUAAACAAAAUUUGGUUUCACAAGACUUUGGGUUUGUUCAAAGCCCUUUGACUGCUCGUGUAGAUGAUAAAAGCGCUAUCAUAAGCUAUAUCCAUAGGACUGGUCGCUAACAUUACAAAAAGAUGAAGAUCCAGGUUGUAAAAAACAUAUUUUCCUUUAAGACAGAACAAGGCUUCCAAAGCACUCUUGGUAGAUAAAGGGAAAAGCAGGCUUCCCAAUGCUUAGCUUUGUCAAUGUUAUGGUAAUUAUUAAGGAUAAGACAAAUUGUUAAGUAAUGAUCUGAAGCAUUUUUAUAUCAACCCACAUUCAGUUCAUUCAGUGUGUCUGUGUCUGAACUAGGUAGUUACUGUGAAUGAAGAAAACUAAAGCUAAAGACAUUUGAACUUAAUCAACAAAAAGUCCAAAAAAAGAAGAUGUCACAGUACUGGCCACGCAUUGCAGUGCACUUAGGAACGAAGGAAGAGAAGACAAAGCAAUACAUCAGUUGAAGAUUACCACUUUAAGUAGUGUAUGUUGUUUUGAAGAAGGAAAGACAUAAAGGAAGGUUUUAAAAUCAAAUUGCCGGAACCCUAACCCAAACUACAUAAAAAAAACCUGCAAUAUAUAAAGAAUAAUACAAUCUGCUCAAUCUGUUCACUUGACAUUUUGUGCCAGAAGCAACUAUGACUUUACUUUCAUAUUAUGAUCACUUGUUUUCAUAUAAUUAUGACUUUAAUUUUAAGAUAUUACACAUUUUUCUCAUAAUAAUGACUUUUUUCUCCUUAUGUAUUUCAGCUUCAUUCUCAAAACCUUUAGAGUAUACUUCCUCAUAGUGGCCCUUACACACUGUCGUGCAGAACUAUUAAUCCUCCAAAAGAAGAAGGACACUUUUACUUCCUGCAUGGCGACAGUUCCUAAAGGGUCUGUUCCCCAGUAAAAAUCCAGUGUGUCACUUACAAUCAAUUUGCCUCCGUGGUUGUGCCCAGGUUUUCAGAUAGCUGCCUCUGAACGUUGAUCCACAAAAUAGUGAAGGUGAAUGAAAUUUCCUUCCCAGAUACAAUUAGUGUUAAGGAUGAAAACAUGUAUGUAAUUGAUAUAGUUUCAGUGAAAUGAACCUAUAAGACAGCAAUGUGGGCAUCCCUCUUGUAUGUCAUAAGAAACACAAGAAGGGAAUCUUUAUUUGUUAAGAUUAGCUGGCAUUCAGCCCAGUGUACGGUGCAGCCGAGCCUCUGUCCCUGGAGACUCCAGCUCUCCAGAGACCGGGUCCAACAGAAGGAGUUUAUAAGACAAAGCUCAAAGGUUAAAGGUCAUUUCCUGGCCUUUAUGGGAAAGCAGCCCAGAGGCCUGUAGUCUGCUGACCCAGUUUUCCUCUUUCUUUUCCCCCCAAAUAUUCAUUUCAGCCAUCUUCCUUUUGGCUGUGUGACCUGUGGACAGAAUGUCUCUAAAGUCUAAAGCUGUGUUCAGCAGGAAAUACAGUAGGCUACCGUAUCUUUAUCCAGACCUCUGCAGGAUGUUAAGGUACUUUAAUGAUCUGUUGAUGUUUGGAGUUUUUUCUUAGGAAUGGUGAUGGUGACAGUUUGUGUGUCACCCUCUGCUGGUUCCAAACACAUCACACAUCCACACGUCAGAGGGUUUCCAUCACCACCUUCAUCACUGCAGGAAAUGAUGUCAUCAACAAAUUUAUUCCAAGAAAUACAAACUGCUGUGUUACUUUUCAACACAGCAUAUGCUUCUCUGUUGGAAAACGAUUUACAAGAUAAUUCUCUAAAAGUGUGUGUAUGUGUAAAGAGCUCUUUUGAUUUUUACUAAUGCACUAUAUCUGUUGGCAAAAUGCAUCAUAUCUGUACAUUGCAUUGCAAAUAUAGAAUCAUGUAUAUAAAAGGGUAUGAGCUGUCUUAAUGGUGCAGCUAUCACUAGCCAUAAAGUGAAGCUCUGUGUGUCAGAUCCAUUUGGAGACAGUUGCAGUUAAAGUCAAAGGUCUGUCUGCCUAAGAACACGACCAUUUUAGUCAGGUCAGUGUUCUCUGAGUACGUAUAGAAGACGAGAUGAAGUCAUUUGAUUUACGAGAAUGUUUGACACAAGCUGACAUGCAUUGGAAUGAUUAUUGUAAAACGUAUAACACGAUUUUAAGAUACAACUUGAUCAUUUUAAAAGUCUAAUUAAACCAAGUACAACCAAAAAACUAAUAUGUCCAUGGUAAACAGAGUUUUAUAGCAGCAUAUUGAGACGUUGCCUGGUGAUUCUAGUGUAAAACAUUAGCCAGCAAACAUUUUUUGUUUAACUGUGUCCUUAGAAUCCUUUAACUGGGGCCCAGUGGUCUAGAGAUAUUAAAUAUUUUGGAACUAAUUCAGAGACAUUUAGUUACAGAGUGAAACUGAUCAGAAAGCUUAAUGUUGAAUCUCCAGAGAAUGAGCGUGGCACAAUUAUUAGGAAGAGCAGAUACAGAGUAUUUUAUUUAUUAAAGAUCCACAUGGCAUUUACAUUGCAGAUGCAUUGGUGUACUUGGAAAUUAAAUGUAAGGUUAUAGAAUCCAGAUCUUAUUGGCAGUAUUUAAACGGUGUGUGUAUGAAGUCUCUAGCUGGACAACUGCCUCUUAAAGGCCAAGUCACAAUCAGCCCAAAAUGUCAUGCACCAGCAACAGUACAAGCGUAUGAAUAUUAAAUAUUACCCUAAGGACCAGCUUAGCUCAGAGGUCCUGUGUGCUGCUUGUCUUUCCUGUUCCAUUUCAUUGUGUCUUCAGUACUGUUGAGUUAUUUUAACAAUGGGACCAAUAAAUAGAUUUUGGUCAGCUUGCAUUAUGUGUACCUGUUGCUGCACUGGGAUCUGGGGAAACUUGUUUAUUAUAAAUGCUACAGAAGAAUUGUGACAAUGAUACCAAAGUGGUGAGAUGUCAAGCAGCUAUUGAACUCAUGUUGCAACUUAUUAUUCUCCAUAAUCACUAAAAAUUCCUCAGAUCUGAUCAGACAGAACCACUUUUCUUUGACAGAUGUAUAAAGUAUUUUUCCUCCCUGGCAGGGCCUGGGCCGUAUGUACAGUACCUACACAGGCUAGGGAUGUAAAUAUGCACAUGUAUCAUAAUUUACUGAAAUAAAUACCAGAACUAUGCUUUUCA
Molecule: messenger RNA, 8000 nt
Organism: Perca fluviatilis (European perch)
Lineage: Eukaryota; Metazoa; Chordata; Actinopteri; Perciformes; Percidae
Gene: rell2
Product: RELT like 2
Exons: 7
Coding region: 287-2692 (801 amino acids)
Biological process (GO): positive regulation of p38MAPK cascade; positive regulation of cell-substrate adhesion
Source: RefSeq, a predicted model, not a curated record